Molecule: messenger RNA, 585 nt
Organism: Candidozyma duobushaemuli
Lineage: Eukaryota; Fungi; Ascomycota; Pichiomycetes; Serinales; Metschnikowiaceae
Exons: 1
Coding region: 1-585 (194 amino acids)
Source: RefSeq, a predicted model, not a curated record
AUGAAAGUCGUCCUAAGCUACGCCAAACGCUUGGGCGCAUCACGCCGGAAUAGAAGGGCCCGCCGCCGGUCGGCAGCACUUGUCGUGCCUGAGAAGGCUGAAUGGCAUCACACGGAGCACGUUGAACAUAAAGAAUCCACGAUCCAAGACAACAAGGAGCCCAUCGUCCAGAGCAAACUAGACUUGGAGACCAAGGAGCUUCUGCAGCCCAUCACAGACGACAAGGACGCUGUGGAACUACGAGCCGACCCUCCACUGUACACGGAGUGUGUGGGCGAGAAGGAAGCAUACUCAGAGAAAGCGGCCGUCCAGGUGACGGCUGUCGAGGUGGCGAAGGCCGCUGAGGGCAGGCCCCGAGAGUUGUUGUAUCGCUCACAGUUCAACGAGCUCCAGGAGAAGAGGCGUCCUGAGGUUCGUUUGCGCAAGGUCACCAGAGUGGCUCCGGACUGCACCGACUACCGGGCCGUUUAUCAUAAACAGGCCGUGGCCGAGGUGUGGAUCGAGCUCUUUCGUAUCAUCAAGGUCGGUGUGUGGGCGAUUCUAGCAUGGCUCUUUGUUUACGGCAUGAUCCCCUCGCUCAAAUGA